Molecule: messenger RNA, 754 nt
Organism: Heterocephalus glaber (naked mole-rat)
Lineage: Eukaryota; Metazoa; Chordata; Mammalia; Rodentia; Bathyergidae
Source: RefSeq, a predicted model, not a curated record
CACAUCCAUGUGAUGGACACCAGAAGCAAGCAAGAAGCCCCCAGCUAUAGAACUUUGAACGGGGCAGUGGAGAAGCCCCUACCCCUACCCCGGUCUGUGGAAGAGUCCUAUAUCACCAGUGAGCACUGCUACCAGAAGCCCCGUGCCUAUUAUCCUGCUGUGGAACAGAAGUUGGUGGUGGAGACACGCAGCUCUGCUCUUGAUAAUGCAGUCAACUCACUCCGUGAGAAUGGUGAUGAUUCCUUUUCCCCUCACCUGGGCUGGCCUCUGGACCAAGACAGGAACAGAGGGGACAGCGACCCCAGACCCAGUCCCCCAAAAGUGAGGGACUGUGUCUCCAAAAAGGUCCUACCAGAGGAAGCCCCUGCUCGGAAGCUGCUGGACAGAGGUGGAGAGGGGUUGGUGAGCUCCCAGCAUCAGUGGCAAUUUAACCUGCUGACACAUGUGGAAUCUCUUCAGGAUGAAGUCACACACAGGAUGGACUCCAUUGAGAAAGAACUGGACGUGCUGGAGAGCUGGCUGGACUACACUGGGGAGCUGGAGCCCCCGGAGCCACUGGCCAGGCUUCCACAGCUCAAGCAUUGCAUCAAGCAGUUGCUGACAGACCUGGGCAAGGUGCAGCAGAUUGCUCUCUGCUGUUCCACAUGAAAUUGGGCACUCAAGACUAAUGAGGGCACAAUCCUAGGGUACCUGCAGGAAGAGCUUCGUAUAUUUAAAUAAACCUAGCAUGCUGAAUGCAAGUGAUAUCGACUGA